This is a messenger RNA of Gastrolobium bilobum, 2232 nucleotides long. RefSeq names its product probable UDP-N-acetylglucosamine--peptide N-acetylglucosaminyltransferase SPINDLY. The coding region runs from base 29 to 1996 and encodes 655 amino acids. The transcript has 11 exons. The record is from RefSeq and is a predicted model, not a curated record. NCBI's taxonomy places the organism in Eukaryota, Viridiplantae, Streptophyta, Magnoliopsida, Fabales, Fabaceae. Gene Ontology annotation, molecular function: protein binding.
CCUACAUAUAGCAACGCAAAAACAGAAAAUGCGGAACGCGAAACCUAACACUGAAGAGAUGGCGGAGAAGUUGGGAGCAGAAGAGUGCUCGAACUCGAAGAGUCUUCAGCCUACGACAACGAAGCUCGUCGUUUUGGCUGACCUCAACGUCGAUCCUCCUGAAGCCGAAGCCGACGACGACGUUUCUUCACUUGUCCCUCCUCCGCAAGUUACCAGGUUGACAACUGUAGAAAACAGUCAUGUUAAGAGUUUGUUGUCCAAAGACACUGAUAGCAAUGAAGGUGAAGGUAAAAAAUUGAAUAAACUGGGGAAAUGCCGCUCCAGACUUAGCAAGACGGAUUCUUCUCUUGAUUGUGGAGCUGAUGUGGAUGGUGAUCAGCAUGUUCAUGGGGCUCCUUCAUCUCGGGAGGAAAAAGUCAGCAGCAUGAAGACUGGCUUGGUUCAUGUUGCAAAGAAGAUGCCCAAAAAUGCUCAUGCUCAUUUUAUACUUGGCUUGAUGUACCAAAGAUUAAGCCAACCUCAAAAGGCUGUAUUGGCUUAUGAGAAGGCAGAAGAGAUCUUACUCAGAUCUGAGGCUGAGAUUGAUAGGCCAGAGUUGCUUUCUUUAGUUCAGAUUCACCAUGCACAGUGCCUGAUACUAGAAAGUUCAUCAGAAAAUAGUUCAGAUAAAGAACUUGAACCUUGCGAACUUGAGGAAAUUCUUUCUAAACUGAAAGAGUCGGUGCAGUCAGAUAUAAAACAGGCAGCUGUAUGGAAUACACUAGGAUUUAUUCUUCUUAAAACUGGUCGUGUGCAGAGUGCUAUCUCAGUUUUGUCAUCGCUGUUGGUCAUUGCGCCAGAGAACUAUGAUUGCCUAGGAAAUCUUGGGAUAGCUUAUCUUCAAAUUGGGAAUGUGGAAUUAUCUGCAAAAUGUUUCCAAGGGUUGAUACUAAAAGAUCAAAACCAUCCUGCAGCUUUGGUCAAUUAUUCUGCCCUUCUUUUGUGUAAAUAUGCAUCGAUUAUAGCAGGUGCUGGUGCAAGUGCUGCUGAAGAUGCUUUGGCAGAUCAGGUCAUGGCUGCUAAUGUUGCUAAGGAAUGUUUGUUAGCUGCAAUUAAAGCAGACGGAAAAUCAGCCCAUAUAUGGUCAAAUCUUGCCUAUGCGUUUUCUAUUAGUGGUGAUCAUCGAAGUUCCAGCAAGUGCUUGGAGAAGGCAGCAAAACUGGAGCCCAAUUGCAUGUCUACUCGAUAUGCUGUUGCUGUCCAUCGAAUAAAGGAAGCAGAAAGAUCUCAAGAUCCUAGUGAACUGCUUUCGUGUGCUGGAAACGAGAUGGCUUCUAUAAUAAGAGAUGGUGAUUCAUCCCUGGUUGAGCUUCCAAUAGCAUGGGCCGGGCUUGCCAUGGUUCACAAGGCUCAGCAUGAGAUAGCAGCAGCAUAUGAAAAUGAACAGCAUGGGCUGACAGAAGUGGAAGAGCGAACUGUUUGCAGUUUAAAACAGGCCAUAGCAGAAGAUCCUAAUGAUGCUGUGCAGUGGCUCCAACUUGGUGUUCAUAGUCUUUGUGCUCGGCAAUUCAAAACAUCACAGAAGUACCUCAAGGCUGCUGUUGCCUGUGACAAGGAUUGCUGCUAUGCAUGGUCUAACCUAGGUGUCUCACUUCAACUAUCAGAAGAAUCAUCACAAGCUGAACAAGUAUACAAGCAGGCCUUGUCUUCAGCAACAACUCAACAAGCACAUGCUAUAUUAUCCAACUUGGGAAUUCUGUAUCGUCAUCAGAAACAAUAUCAACGGGCGAAGGCAAUGUUUACAAAAUCACUUGAACUACAGCCUGGAUAUGCUCCUGCAUUCAACAAUUUGGGUCUAGUGUUUGUUGCUGAGGGUCUUUGGGAAGCGGCCAAGCAUUGUUUUGACAAGGCCCUUCAAUCAGAUCCACUGCUGGAUGCAGCUAAGUCUAACUUGAUUAAGGUGGUUACCAUGUCAAAGUUAGGCAAAGGCCUCUCUUCAUGCCAUCUUAAAGAAUGAUAUUGUUGUCCCUCAAGGACAGGUAGUUUCUCUUCUGCUGUACAUCCAUUUGUAAUAUGAAUCAAAGAGGAAUUCCCUUGGUAUCAUUACGUGCUAUGAAAAUUAGCAAUUUAGUAUAUAGUAUUUUUUCUUUUCUAGUUCAUCUGCAGGCUAUAUGCGGAGGAUCAAGAUGUAAAAUUGUUUAUGAAAAAUGAUCCAUUAAUUGCUACUUACCUGUAUAUAUAUUUUCAUCAUGU